Hyaena hyaena (striped hyena) is the source of this 3766-nucleotide messenger RNA. RefSeq names its product signal recognition particle 72 (gene SRP72). The record is from RefSeq and is a predicted model, not a curated record. Gene Ontology annotation, cellular component: signal recognition particle, endoplasmic reticulum targeting. The transcript is spliced from 19 exons. Gene Ontology annotation, biological process: SRP-dependent cotranslational protein targeting to membrane. Gene Ontology annotation, molecular function: 7S RNA binding; ribosome binding; protein binding. The coding region runs from base 21 to 2048 and encodes 675 amino acids. Lineage: Eukaryota; Metazoa; Chordata; Mammalia; Carnivora; Hyaenidae.
CUUUCCGAGUCUCCUUCAAGAUGGCGAGCGGCAGCGGCGGCGGCGGCGGCGGGGGGGUUUCGGUGCCUGCCCUCUGGAGUGAAGUGAACCGUUAUGGCCAGAACGGUGACUUCACGCGCGCUCUUAAGACCGUCAACAAGAUACUACAGAUCAACAAGGAUGAUGUAACUGCCCUACACUGUAAAGUGGUAUGCCUUAUUCAAAAUGGAAGUUUCAAGGAAGCCUUGAAUGUCAUCAACACUCACACUAAAGUGUUAGCCAAUAAUUCUCUUUCCUUUGAGAAAGCAUAUUGUGAGUACAGGCUGAACAGAAUUGAGAAUGCCUUGAAGACCAUAGAAAGUGCCAAUCAGCAGACAGACAAACUAAAGGAGCUUUAUGGACAAGUGCUAUACCGGUUAGAACGCUACGAUGAAUGCUUAGUGGUGUAUAGAGAUCUUGUCCGAAACUCCCAAGAUGAUUAUGAUGAGGAGAGAAAAACAAACCUUUCAGCAGUUGUUGCAGCUCAAAGCAAUUGGGAAAAAGUGGUUCCAGAGAACUUGGGUCUCCAAGAAGGCACACAUGAACUGUGCUACAAUGCUGCAUGUGCACUGAUAGGACAAGGCCAACUGAGCCAGGCAAUGAAAAUCCUACAAAAAGCUGAAGAUCUUUGCCGCCGUUCAUUAUCAGAAGAUUCUGAUGGGACUGAGGAAGACCCACAGGCAGAACUGGCCAUCAUUCAUGGGCAGAUGGCCUAUAUUCUGCAGCUUCAGGGUCGGACAGAGGAGGCAUUGCAACUUUACAAUCAGAUAAUAAAACUAAAGCCAACAGAUGUGGGAUUGCUGGCUGUGAUUGCAAAUAACAUCAUUACUAUUAACAAGGACCAAAAUGUCUUUGACUCCAAGAAGAAGGUGAAAUUAACCAAUGCAGAAGGAGUAGAGUUUAAGCUUUCCAAGAAACAGCUUCAAGCUAUAGAAUUUAACAAAGCUUUACUUGCUAUGUACACAAACCAGGCAGAACAGUGCCGCAAGAUAUCUGCCAGUUUACAGUCCCAAAGUCCUGAGCAUCUCCUGCCUGUAUUAAUCCAAGCUGCCCAGCUCUGCCGGGAAAAGCAGCACAUAAAAGCAAUAGAGCUGCUUCAGGAAUUUUCAGAUCAGCAUCCAGAAAAUGCAGCUGAAAUUAAACUGACCAUGGCACAACUGAAAAUUUCCCAAGGUAAUAUAUCCAAAGCAUGUCUACUUUUGAGAAGCAUAGAAGAGUUAAAACAUAAACCAGGCAUGGUAUCUGCAUUAGUGACUAUGUACAGCCAUGAGGAAGAUAUUGAUAGUGCCAUUGAGGUCUUCACGCAAGCUAUCCAGUGGUAUCAAAACCAUCAGCCCAAAUCUUCUGCUCAUUUGUCCUUGAUCAGAGAAGCUGCAAACUUCAAACUCAAAUAUGGGCGGAAAAAGGAGGCAAUUAGUGACCUAGAACAGCUAUGGAAACAAAAUCCAAAAGAUAUUCACACCCUGGCACAGCUUAUUUCUGCUUACUCACUUGUAGAUCCUGAGAAGGCAAAGGCUCUUAGUAAACACCUGCCCUCAUCAGAUAGUAUGUCUCUAAAAGUAGAUGUCGAGGCUCUUGAAAAUUCUCCUGGUGCUACUUACAUUCGGAAGAAGGGUGGAAAAGUUACUGGAGAUAAUCAACCAAAGGAGCAAGGACAGGGAGAUUUGAAAAAGAAGAAGAAGAAAAAGAAAGGAAAGCUACCUAAGAAUUAUGACCCAAAGGUGACCCCAGAUCCAGAAAGAUGGCUGCCAAUGCGAGAACGUUCUUACUACCGGGGAAGAAAGAAGGGUAAAAAGAAGGAUCAGAUUGGAAAAGGGACCCAGGGAGCAACUGCAGGAGCUUCAUCUGAACUGGAUGCCAGUAAAACUGUGAGCAGCCCACCCACCUCUCCAAGACCUGGCAGUGCAGCAACAGCAGCUGCAUCUACAAGUAAUAUCAUACCCCCAAGACACCAGAAACCUGCAGGGGCUCCAGCAACGAAAAAGAAACAGCAACAGAAAAAGAAGAAAGGUGGAAAAGGUGGCUGGUGAUUAGAACAUUCUUGUUUCCAGGCUGUUUUUAGUCUCACAGACACUAGGAACAUAAUAAAGGUAACACAGCAAGAAGCACAGAGUUCCUCCCUCUCCUAUCCCCACAUUUUCAUAAAAUGAUUUUCUCAUGCAUCAAACAGGAAAACAUCUUCCUCAGACUCUGCCUAGUCAGACUCAGCCAACUUGUACUACCUAGCUUUGCACAGGUGAUAAGGACUCGAAAUAAUUGGGCAUUUUCCCACCUUGAUCUCUGUUGCAUCCUUUCUCUUUGUGUGCUGAUCUGGUGUUUUUUCAGUUUCACAAACAAGGCAUGUUAUCCAAAGUUUCCUAGGAUUUAAACAGAAACUACUUAUGUUUCAACUAGAGUCUGAAGAUCCUUGUUCCUACCAAAUCCCACUUUAAAUUAUGUCUUAGGAGGCCUUAGGAGACUGAAAGUGGAAUCUUCUGAGCAUUCCAAGUAAAUAUCUGCUUAGAAAUAUCAUGUGAUAAAAAGGGACCUUAUUAAUACACUGGUGUUCUUCACUUCAUAAGUGGCCACAGAAAAACUAAAGUAAAUGUCAUGACUAAUUUUAAACAUAAAUAUAUAUAGUAGUGAAAAGCGUGUGAGUGUGUGUAUGUACAUAUAUAUACACAUUUACACAUAUAUAUAAAUUAGGACUUCUUUGCAUCCCAUAUUGUUUUCAGGUUAUGAUAACAUUAUGCUGAUUUAGCACCAUUAAAGAACUCAAGGAAAUGUAUCAAUUUUGCAAGAAGUUGACUCCUAGCCUCAGUGUUCUGAAAUUAGAUGGGUUUGGACUGUUUCAAUCAAAGAUUUAAUGGCCCUGUCAGGAAUUUGAACAUUGACUUCUGAAGUAGAGAGGAAAUCCACCAGAGUUCAGUAGCAGGCAGUAUUAGAACUUAAGAGAACUGUUUGGCCCAGUUCAUAGAUACUAAAAUGACUCCCCUUCACCAUUUGGAGUACAUGCAUUCAUUACCCUUCUCAAAGUAAUGAAGUAUUGUACAGUCAGUCUGGUGUCAGUGUUGCAUUGGUCUUUACUCACUUAUAAGCCACUUUCCCAUUGAACAGCUGUGAGGCAGACACGCUGGGAUGCCCACCCUUGUGAGUAUUCAUUUUGUGCUGCCCAAGAUAGCAUUGACUCUAGACUUUGAGUAUUUCCUUAUGAUCUUAUUACUUGGUUCUUAUUAAUAAAGUGCUGCUGUGUUUGACUCUGAACAUAUCUAUUGAAAUUUCUUCAAAGAGAUUUUUAAAAGGCUUUCCUCCUUUACAAAAGUAAGAAAUGUGGUACUGCCUUUGAAUCUGCAGUAACAUCUAAACAAGAGACCCUCAUAUAUGAAUGAUUUGUUAUGGCAUAAUAAUUUUUGAGCUCAGAAUACUCUUGGUAAGAGUGAUGUACUUAUUCCUUCUGAAUAUAUAUACUCCAGUACAGAAAUAAUUGUUAGUAAAUUUGUUAUUUAGAAUUCCAUUAAAUUUCUGUGGUGAAGGAUAAUCAUUUUUAGGUUAACUGAGCUACAGAAUUUUGGUGAAAAUUAUCCAUCAUUGAAAAUUUUGACCUAAUGCACCAAAAGUGAAAUUUACAUUUCUGUAUUUAGUCACUGUAAUUGCUAGCCAUUGUCAUUACCAGCCAUUACUAAGCAACUGAAACCUCAGUUUAAAUAAAUUAUAAUUGUCAAAUGAAGUGUAAAUAUCUACAUUAAAUUUCAAGUAACUUUCUUCUUUU